AUGUCGUCCCGGACGCGCCCCGGUCGUUUCGCAACGCGCGCAGCUCCCCGCAGCAGUCGCCGGUCCAGACGACAAGAUGAAGACGAGAUACCUGAGGUCUACAGAGAUAUGCUGGCCGAGGCCGAUGCACGGGAAACUGGCUCAUCGGAUAAUAACAGACCGACGAAGCGGUUUAAGCCCGCGGGAUACAGAGCAACAUCUGCGCAGACGCAACUCGCGGAUCGAGGAACACAAGAUGCCAUAGAUAUCGAAGAAAGUGCGGCCAAAAAACCGCAGACUGUAUAUAAUUCACCAUCAGAGUCAGAAGAAUCCGAUAUGGAAUGGGAAGAGGUCGAUAUCCAACAGUCUUCUCUUCCGGGCCCCUCAAGUUCUGUUUCUGUUUCGGAUGACGCGCCGCUUCAGAUCACUCUGGGUCAGCAGGAGGAGCGGAAGCGACGGGUCGUCCGGCGCAAGCCUGUAACAGCGGCCGAGAAGAAACUCAGACUUGACAUUCAUAAGACGCAUCUGCUCUGUUUGUUGGGCCAUGUCCAGCGGCGUAAUCUGUGGUGCAACGAUGAGGAAGUACAGGGCUCUCUUAAGAAGACGUUGUCAAAGCAUAUAAGGUCGCAACUGAACCCACCGGAGGACAAAGCGCAGCAUACUAGAUCAGCUAUGUUUCUCGACGGCCUCAACCAGGCUGGGGAUGUAUUCACCAAGAGAUUCCGGGUCACAAAGCCUGGGAUGCGGCGUGCUCAUUGGGCGUAUGACGCUGAUUCUCUGAAGAGGAAAACAGAGGGCAUUAUGUCAGAUGCCGAAGUAUUUCUCUCAAAAGAAGAUUUCCGGAAACAGGCCAAGACACUGCAAGGCUCUCGUGAUUUCGGUGCCCAGCUGUUUUGCGCACUGCUGCGUUCUGUUGCGGUGGAAGCCAGACUGGUGUGCUCUCUGCAGCCGCUGCCAUUCUCAGGGACAAUGGAACCACCACCCAAGCCGGAGCCUCAACCCAUCGUCAUAUCGUCAGACAAUUCAGAAUCAUUAACCGAUGGGCAAGCGAAGUCCGAUACGGCAAAAGCAUCCCCUAUCAGGCGGCUUGGUCGGCCCGCAUUCAAGCCAACUCGACCCCACAGCACUUUCCCUGCCAGACCGGCACCAAGUCAAUCAUCAUAUCCGGUAUUUUGGGUAGAAGCAUUCAAUGAGGCCUUUCAGAAAUGGAUAGUAAUCGACCCCAUGGUGACGAGGACGCUGGCGAAGCCACACAGACUCGAACCACCUGCAGCUGAUCCGUAUAAUCUUCUCAGCUAUGUUGUUGCAUUUGAAGAGGAUGCCUCGGCAAGAGAUGUCACAAGGCGUUACACGAAGGCAUUCAACGCAAAGGUUCGCAAACUCCGUGUUGAAUCGACCAAGAAUGGUGAAGCGUGGUGGAAAAGAGUACUUCAAUACCUUGAAAGGCCAUUCUUAGAGGACCGCGAUGAACUCGAAAUUGGUGAGUUGACGGCAAAGACAGCUUCCGAGCCAAUGCCACGGAAUGUGCAAGACUUCAAAAACCACCCCGUCUAUGCGCUAGAGCGGCAUCUCCGUCGCAACGAGAUCAUAUUUCCGAAACGUGCUACAGGACAAGUCAGCCUUGGGAAGGCAGGAGCUAAGGGCCAGAUAGAGCCGGUAUAUCGCCGGUCUGAUGUCCACACCCUUCGAAGUGCGAAUAAGUGGUAUCGACUUGGUCGGGAUAUUAAAAUAGGUGAGCAAGCUUUAAAGCGCAUACCGGCGAAAAACAAGGGAAUAAGCCUCGACGAUGAGGAAGAGCCUGAAGAAACCGCUUUAUACGCGUAUUUUCAAACAGAAUUAUACAAACCGCCACCUGUUGUCGAGGGGAAAGUUCCAAAGAACGCCUACGGAAAUCUGGACAUUUACGCCCCAAGCAUGGUGCCCCCUGGAGGGUUCCAUAUUAGGCACCUGGAUGCUGCAUAUGCUGCACGUACUUUGGGAAUUGACUACGCAGAUGCUGUUACUGGGUUCAACUUUAAAGGACGUCAUGGUACAGCCGUCAUACAAGGAGUAGUAGUCGCGGUUGAAUACCAUGAAGCGGUCCAAGAGGUCCUGAAAUGCCUUGAGGAAGAGAAAGUGCGAAAUGAACUUGAGGAAAGGUCUGCCCAGGUCCUUCGCACAUGGAAGCUUUUUCUGUUGAAACUUCGGAUUGCCGAGCGAGUCAGAGGCUACGCAGUUGAAGGCGAAGCUGAUGACGAAGCGAGUGGCCUCGAGAAAAGCGAAGAGCCGGAAGAGAUGGGCGGUGGGUUCUUUCCUGAAUCUGAUGCCGAAAUGGCAACUCCAUCGCAGCCCAAGGGACAAACAGAAAAGUAUGCUGCUCAAGAUGAAGAUAUAGGUGGUGGGUUUCUCCCCGAAUCUGAUGGGGAAAUGGCCUCCCCUGUCCGCCGGGAGCAACCGGGAAACCAUCCUCACGUUGAUGUGGAUGAUCUUGCUGGUGGGUUUGUUCCUGACGAUGGAGGUGCACCCGAAAGAGUGCCCGAACGAGCCCCGGAGCCGCCUAAUAGCGCGACUACACAGUCAAGAUAUAGCCUUGUUGUCGUGCCUAGCAAUACACCAGAUGUGUCUAUGGCCCACCAACGCCGCGCCACCGAACAAGCUGACGAAGACCGCGCACCUGUUGACCUCGGGGCACCAGGCACCUCAGUCGAAGAGCCGAUUAUGGUAGCGUCUUCGGUCAACGAUUCUGCUUCUGCAAGUGUCGAGAUACUCUCCCGAGCUCCUUCGCAGGUGCAGUCGCGUACCCAGUCUGUGGAGGUUGUAUCCGAGCAUUCUGAAGAUGACAAGGGCUCGUUACUAUCAGAAGACCCCGAUGAUGAGGAUGCGGUUCCUGAGUGGCUGAUGUCGGAUUGA
This is a messenger RNA of Aspergillus puulaauensis, 2868 nucleotides long. Its product is annotated as putative DNA repair protein Rad4. Bases 1 to 2868 code for a protein of 955 amino acids. Gene Ontology annotation, molecular function: single-stranded DNA binding; damaged DNA binding. Lineage: Eukaryota; Fungi; Ascomycota; Eurotiomycetes; Eurotiales; Aspergillaceae. The transcript has 4 exons. The record is from RefSeq and is a predicted model, not a curated record. Gene Ontology annotation, cellular component: cytoplasm; nucleus; nucleotide-excision repair factor 2 complex. Gene Ontology annotation, biological process: mismatch repair; nucleotide-excision repair.